AAUCACCUUUUCUAUUUAUUUAUUUUUGCCAAUAUCACCUUUUCUAGUUUUUCUUUGGUAUUUUUUUUAAAAAUACAGAAAUUAUGGUUUGCAUGUUUUCUUGUUCUCAUCAAUACUAUUAAAAGGGAAGGAGUGUUAAUAAAUCUAUUUAAAAGGUUGUUUGGACUCUUUCAUUAAAUUUAUUUUUUAUGCUCUUACCUUAUAUGUUUGUAACAAUACAUUAUUCAAGAUCAUAUAUUUACCCGAUUUUUUCUCCUUUCUAUAACAAUACGUUAGUAUUAAUUAAUAUUGAUACCAAAGGGAGAAAUAAUCAAAUUAUAAAAACUCGGCCUCAUUUGCAUUUAUAUGCAUGCAACCGUCUAUAUAUACUAUUUAUUGUUUAUUAUUUAUACUUCUUUAUUAAAACGAACUAUAUACUUGAUUAGUACAAUAUAUAUAACAUUUUCAUGAUGGACCAUCUAAUAAUACAAUCAUCCAAUUAAAAACAUGGUUUAAAAUCUUACUUUUCAAAAAUUAUAUUAUUACUCUUUAUUUUAUGUAAUACACUUCUUUUAUAAAUUAAUUAUAUCUCUUAUCAUAGUGAUUGUUAAUUAAUAAUGUUUCACACUAUAUUUUAUGCUCAUGAUCUACAAUAUUUAGAUAUCAAACUAUUAAAACGGAAGGAUUCUUUAAAAAUCUACUUAAACAACAAGGUUGUUGGAUCAUUUCAUUAAAUUUUCACAAAUGUAAAAUAUCUCGCGUUUUAAAUCGGGCAGUUUAGGUUGUUUGAAAAAAAAAAGAUAAAUAAUUAACUAAUAGUUAUUUGAGUAACAAAUAUUUGAGUCAUUAAUUUUUUUUUGCAUAAUUUGGUUUAUAAAUAGUAUUUUUAGGAUAUUUGGUUUUUAGAAAUUAAAUAUAAUUAAUAUUUAUAGGUAUAUAAUUUGUAUUUUAAAAUUUUAAGUAUUCAUUUGGUUUUCAAUUCGGUUUCUAUUUUUCGGUUCCAAAGAUAUAGGAUAUGCUCGAUUUUUUAUGAAAUUCAGCUUAAUUUUAGUUUUUUUUUUUCAGUCAGGUAUGGUUAAGUGCACCCAGGUAAUGUACCCAAAAUCAUACAUUAUAUUAUAUAUAAAUUAUAUAUAAAUAAUUUAAUUAAUUUCAAAAAUAAACCUGCGCUUUAUAAGCGCGGAUCAAAGUCUAGUUAUAUAUUAUAGAGCCAAAACAACCUUUUUAGAGGUCAUUAGAGAAGAAACCGAUAUUAUAGCCCUAUGGGCUUUUAUUUUCUGAUAUAAGUUUUGUUUUACAUUUUUCCGUUUAUGGAUCUUUCUCUCUUUGGCCCAGUUUAACUCUGAAGCCAAGAAAGUACAUUCAAAAAUAAUUGAAUCAGUAGGUGAAAGCGUGAAGCAAUACUUAAAAAGUUGGUUUUUGGGGACUAAUAUACACGUAUGGAUUUGUAACGUCCAGACUAAAGACUGCCACUGGCCGUGGCCUCUGUGAUGGUGGUCAGAGUGUUCAAUAGACCUAGUUGCACACUUAAAACUAAUCAUAUGUCAAAUUAUAUCUAUCAACAUGAAACCUGCAUGGUUGUGAUCAACUGGUAGACUAAAUUUGGAAUAUAUCUAUUCUAUUAAAACAGCAGAUUGACCAAAUGAUAAAAGUUGUGUUCAAUUAUGUAUUCCUAUUAUUUAGGGGUAAUUUUUAUAACUGCAUCAUUUAUUACUUUUUUAUAUAACCAACUUUUAUUUACGGGUCAUUUUUUUGUAACUGCACCACUUAUUAUUUCUUUAUAUAACCAUGAUUUUGUUAAUAACUUCCAUUUGAUUCUCUCAUUUCCGGACCCACUUAUGUCAAAGUCUACGGUUUCAUUCAGCAAUAAUCAGUCCUUUCUUUUUUCUGACAUCAUUUUUUUCUUUUUAAUUAUAUUACACUGUUCUAUAUUCGAAUUAUAAUCAUUAGAGCAAAUUAUCAUUUUAAUCUAUUAUGGACCAUAUUAAAUUAGGACCCAUAUGAACACCAUUAACACAGUCCCAAUAAUAAUACUAAUAUCAACAUAGUUAAUGAAUGUUAAGGUAUAUAUUAGCCUAUCUAAAUCAUAUACUGUUUUUUUAACAAUCAUAUAUUAAAAUUUAAAUCUAUUUUAUUAAAUCAGAAUCAUGCCAAUUUAUAAGUGUUAUGUCCAACUAAUUAUUCCCAUGUUUUACUCUUUCAAAAAUGAAAUAUAAUUCUUUAUUUUAUGUAACUAAAUAUAAUAUUCUGGUUUCAGAGUUAAAAAACUUAACUCUCUAUUAAUUUACAAAGCACAUAAUGUUAAAAUAAGAUUUAAUAGGGUUUAACUGGAUUUUUAAUAGAAAUAGAAAAUUUAUAUAAACUCAUUUAGCUUAACAGAGUUUAAAUAAGUUAUUUAAUUAACAACAUUUAUUAAAUGUGAUUUUACUUAAAGUUAUUGAAGACCAUAUUAACCAUAUAUAUAGAUAUAUAACAUAAUAUAUUAGAAUUUAUCUUUUUCAAACACUUUUCAAAUAUUUUGUUCAGUUUUCGGUGCAGGUUGAAUUUCAUAUUGGUUUUCGGAUAUAACAUUUUUUAAGGAAAGUUUAAGUAUAUAGGUCUAAUAGAGUAUGAGACUUUAAUUUUCAGAUCUUUUUAAGUACGGAUAUUUUUGACUAUUAUGUUAGGUAACUAAUAAAAAAAUAUAAUAUAUUGCAAACUUUAUAAUUUUUUCUUAAAAAAAUCUGAAAUGCAUAUAGUAUGUGAAUAGUUAUGCAGUUUGACAUAUUUAAUGUAGUUACCAAAAAUUAUAUUCAAUUAAAUCAACAUUUAAUAUAAAUACGAUUACAAAAAAUAACAUAAAUAUAAAAGUGUUAUUUCUCAAAAACGUUAAAACAAAAAAUAUACCCGCCCUUGAAUCUAGUUACAUUUAAGGUUAUAGUCUUUCAAAAAAAAAAGUUAAAACAAAAUUACAGCUAUAUGAAAAAUCUGAGUUUGAAUUUUGACUAGUUGGGUACAUACAAUUUUAUUACUUCUGAUAUUAAUCAAAAACGUAUUCCAAACUCGAAUCGGAUAAUGUCAUAAUCAGUCAUUUUAUAGCAUUAAAUGUAUUAAUUUUUCAGUUGAUAUUAAUAUGAAGUUAUACAAAAUUACAUCUAAGUCUUGCCGAUGCAGUUUACAUAGUAGUUGGAUACAUGCAAUCUAAUUACUUCUUACAUUAGUCAAAAACUUAUUCUAAACUCGAAUCGGAUAAUGUCAUAAUCAAUCAAUUUUACAACAUUAAAUGUAUACGGUUGACUGAAUCAGCCGAUAGCGUAUAUUAAAAUUUUUUUUAACAAAGCACAUCCACAAAAACCGUUAAAAACGUUAAAACGAUCAUCCAACAAAUCACAUCCACAACUUUGAAUAUAUUAUUUUUAAUGACUUUAAACACUCUAACUGAAAACAAUAAACACUCUAAACCUUAUUUUUGAAAGAAAGAAAAAAAAAAAGCAAAUGGAAAAUUCCAAAAACGCAUAUUAAAUAAAAUAUAAUCUUUUAUAUAAUACGGACUUGUAUAUUUUUCUCACCUUGUGUGCUUUCGUUCCUCUCUCGAAGACUUGGUGUUGAAACAGCGACCAGAGCUCGUCCUCUCUCCGAAAACACGAUACUUGUUCGAUCUCCUUUGCUUCCAUUACCAACUCCACAAUCUCGUAUCACCACAAACUCCAACAUUGCUCAAAGUUUGAGACAUAAACUAAACUCAGACAAGCUCGUCUAGGUUCCUCUAAGAAUGGUUCGUCUGAUGGAUGAGGGAAACACUCUUAUGGACGCUUCCUCUGAUGUUGAGUUUGCAUGUGGAGAUCCAAAAGUAGAGCCUCGUGUUGGAGAUGAGUUUCAGGCCGAGAUUCCUCCUAUGAUGUCUGCAUCCAAACGUGCAGCGUUUCUCUCGACUCCUCUACCUUUGGAUGAUUCCUCAUAUCCCUUUCUCGUCGGACAACCUGUCCAAGUAAUGUGGAUAGACAAGCAUCAUCAAAAAGGUCAACUAAAUGGAGAUGAUGAUAGUAUUGACAUGAACCAGUCUUUGAAAUCUUUAAGAACCAAAAGAAGUACUCGUUCCUCCGCCAAGAAUGACAAGAAGCAAAGAAUGAAUCUUGAGGCUGUUCCGGAGACACCAUCCAGCUCUUGGGAAGAUCAUGAGGUGGCUAGCUUCGUUCUUGGUCUGUAUACAUUCGGAAAGAACUUUACUCAGGUGAAGAAGUUCAUGGAGAGCAAAGGAAGAGGAGAGAUAGUGUUGUACUACUAUGGGAAGUUCUACAAGUCAGCUAGUUACCACAGGUGGACUGAUUCUCGCACGAAGCGGAGACGGAAGUGUGUGUACGGAAGAAAGCUUUAUUCAGGCUGGAGGCAACAUCAGUUGUUGUCCCGUUUGAUUCCUUCUAUCUCUGAUGAAUCUCAGAAGCAAACACUUGUGAAUGUCUCAAAGUCAUUUGCUGAAGGGAACAUCACUCUUGAGAAAUACAUAAGCUUGGUGAAGGAUCUAGUGGGUCUCAAGCUUCUGGUUGAAGCUGUGGCGAUCGGUAAAGGAAAAGAAGAUCUCACGGUUAUUACAUCAGGACCACCAGUGAAGACCAAACCAUGGUUCACGGUUUCUUCAAAGACUUCUUUUUCGGUCCCAGGCUUAGAUGCUUACACUUCACUCACAUCUGCCGACAUAAUAAACCAGUUAACCGGCAGUUCACGACGUCUAAGCAAAGCGCGUUGCAGUGAUAUCUUCUGGGAAGCUGUGUGGCCGCGUCUGCUAGCCAGAGGAUGGCGUUCGGAGCAGCCCAAGGAGCGAAGCUAUUUUGCUUCUAAGGAUAACAUUGUGUUCAUUGUCCCUGGCGUGAAAGAGUUUUCGAGAGGGGAUCUUGUUAAAGGCGAUGAUUACUUUGAUUCCGUUAGUGACAUUCUAACAAAGGUUGCUAUGGAGCCUGAGCUGCUUGAGUUUGAAACAGGAGGAGAGAUAAAGGAAGGAGACGCCAAUGCAGAGAACUCUUCUGGCCAAUCUGAUGAAGAGUCUUCUCCAUCUGAUAAGCAAAAACAUCGUUACCUAAAGUCUCCAUGUUCUAACCGUGGAAGUCUUCAAAUGAACUUCACUGUUGUGGACACUAGCUUGGUUGCAGGAGGGAAGCUGUGUGAUUUACGGAAUCUGAAUACAGAGCCUCUAGUUUGUUCUGUGCCAAAGACUCGUUUAGGAGAUGAACUGGACUGUCAGAAUGUGGAAAUGCCCCCAAGUGAUGGUAGGAAAAAGGAUUACUUAGAGGAAGAAUCUAGUAUAAAGGAGGAGGAGGAGGAGACUUUGGAGAGGGUUAAGGAUCCAUCAAAGAGGCUGAUCAAGCAUAGGUCUAACCAACGAGCAGAAGCUAAUGAUGGUUCAGUAAGUUCUGCUCCAUCGUUGAAACGUAGACGGCUCAGUGCUUGCGUGAGGAGUGAGAAAAGCCUUUCAAGAGACAAACAUUCACCGGGUGAUGAGAGCACGGUAUGUUCUGAAUCAGAGCAGGUAAGUUCAUGCGCUGUCCAACACCAAAACGGCUCUAGUGAAGAGAUGAAUGAAGACAAAGAGAGAUAUGGAAGAGAUUAUAUGAACUUAAAGUCUGAUCAAUCAAAAAACACGGGAAGUGGACCGUCUUCUGCGGUUGUUGAGAUCGAAGAGAUGUCAGAGGAGACAAGAACAUCCCCACAUGAACUCAUUUUCUCAGAACAAGAACCAAACGGGUGGUGUUCCUUGUCUGACUCGAACACAAAACGUGCUACCAUUGUUCCUAAACAAGAGAAAGCAGUUGAGCUCCCUUCCCUUCCAGGCUCUAACGGUUCUCCUUCCAAUGAUCUUGGAACUACUCAAGUGCUUGGUUCCUUAGAACAACAACAACAGCACGAAAUUACAGAUGCUCCUAGAAGACAGAGCACAAGAAAGCGACCAUUAACCACCCGGGCUCUCGAAGCUCUUGAAUCCAGCUAUCUUACAACCAAGGAAAUGAAAAGCACGAUUAAACCAAGAAAACGUGCAAAGAAAAACCGCUCAGCUAAAGCGUGUCACAGUGCACAGCCUUUGCCACACAAUGGGAGUGCAGGUUUGGAGAAAAGAGGAGAAGAUGAGAGCAAAGCAAUAGAUCAAAUAGAGGAUUCAAAGCCUAGCCUUCCUCUUAAUGGAGCAACAACUGCGACUAUGGCACUGGAUCAAAGACAAGAUUCAAAGACAGUGCCACCUGAACGUCCUAGGCUUCCACCUAUUGUAUUGAAGCUUUCUCUUAAGCGUAGAAGAGGAGCUUCAGAGACUCAAGUCUGAAAAGUUUGGGUGCUAGUUGUGAGAGGAUUGGCCUCUUGCCAUAGAAUAAAUGUGUACAAAAAAAGUAAAGAUUAAAGGGGUUUUAUUCCGUACCAUUCUUCUUUGUUAUACAUUUUCUGUUCAGUUUCUAACUUUCUUCAUAUCUCAUUGAAUACAUAUUGCCCAA
This is a messenger RNA of Brassica rapa (field mustard), 6431 nucleotides long. RefSeq lists its product as uncharacterized. Lineage: Eukaryota; Viridiplantae; Streptophyta; Magnoliopsida; Brassicales; Brassicaceae. Gene Ontology annotation, molecular function: transcription corepressor activity. The record is from RefSeq and is a predicted model, not a curated record. Gene Ontology annotation, cellular component: nucleus.